Molecule: messenger RNA, 566 nt
Organism: Trichoplax adhaerens
Lineage: Eukaryota; Metazoa; Placozoa; Uniplacotomia; Trichoplacea; Trichoplacidae
Product: ribosomal protein S18
Exons: 6
Coding region: 43-504 (153 amino acids)
Biological process (GO): translation
Cellular component (GO): small ribosomal subunit; cytosol; ribosome
Molecular function (GO): structural constituent of ribosome; RNA binding
Source: RefSeq, a predicted model, not a curated record
UUUGGCUCUGGCUCGUGCAUCUCGGUUUGACUGGGAAGAAAAAUGGGUUCGCUAGUGCUUCCUGAGAAAUUUCAACAUAUUUUACGUGUCAUGGGCACGAACAUCGAUGGAAGGGUGAAAAUAAUGUUUGCCCUAACCGCAAUUAAGGGCUGCGGUCGUAGAUUUGCCAAUAUUGUUUGUAAGAAGGCUGGUGUUGAUAUCGAUAAGCGCGCUGGUGAACUAACUGAAGACGAAAUCGACAAAGUUAUAACUAUUAUGCAAAAUCCACGCCAAUACAAGAUUCCAGAUUGGUUUUUGAAUAGACAGAAAGAUAUAAAGGAUGGUAAAUUUUCUCAGGUCUUGUCGAACAAUCUGGAAACUAAACUCCGUGAAGAUCUGGAACGCCUGAAAAAAGUAAGAGCGCAUCGUGGUAUUCGCCAUUAUUGGGGCUUAAGGGUACGCGGCCAACAUACGAAGACUACAGGACGCAAAGGACGCACUGUCGGGGUAGCAAAGAAGAAGUAAUGUAGAGGAUGUCUGAGUCUGUAAAUUUUAAUCAAUAAAAACUGCUUAUAGGCAAUGCGAAG